This is a messenger RNA of Caretta caretta (loggerhead turtle), 1955 nucleotides long. RefSeq names its product ubiquitin conjugating enzyme E2 A (gene UBE2A). NCBI's taxonomy places the organism in Eukaryota, Metazoa, Chordata, Testudines, Cheloniidae. The record is from RefSeq and is a predicted model, not a curated record.
CGCAGUGGUAUCGCCCGGCAGCAGACGCAGGAAGCAGUAGUAGCUGCCGCCCAAGCCUCCCCCGUGUCCCCGGCACAGUGGUAGAGGCCGGUUUCGCUUGUCGCCAGCCCCCGCCGCCUCAGUCGGACCUAGCCGCUGUUGCCGUGGGCGCCUCGUCCCUAUCUCCCUCUUCGGGCUCGUGUAUGAGUGAUUUAUAAUCCUGAGCCCGCCAUGUCAACUCCGGCCCGGAGGCGCCUUAUGCGGGACUUCAAGAGGUUGCAGGAGGAUCCCCCGGCCGGGGUGAGCGGGGCCCCUUCCGAGAACAACAUCAUGGUGUGGAACGCGGUCAUCUUCGGGCCUGAGGGGACCCCUUUUGAAGAUGGAACUUUCAAACUUACAAUAGAAUUCACAGAAGAAUAUCCAAAUAAGCCACCUACUGUUAGAUUUGUCUCUAAAAUGUUUCAUCCAAAUGUCUAUGCAGAUGGUAGUAUAUGUCUGGAUAUUCUUCAGAAUCGUUGGAGUCCAACCUAUGAUGUGUCCUCCAUCUUAACAUCCAUACAGUCUCUGUUGGAUGAGCCGAAUCCCAACAGUCCAGCAAACAGUCAGGCAGCUCAACUAUACCAAGAGAAUAAGCGGGAAUAUGAAAAACGGGUUUCUGCAAUAGUAGAACAGAGUUGGCGUGAUUGUUGACCCUGGAUGAUGCAAAUGAACACUCUGGUGAUGAGGAAAAUAUAUAUGAAGUGUCUGAGUCAUCUUCCUCCUAGCAUCAUUGCAUUUACUUUGAACGCAAACUAGCUGUUGUGCUGUUGCCACUCUCCCUUGCUGAAGCUUCCCUUCCUUGGACAUCAGAAAGCACCCAUUUUGAAGUCAAAUGUACUGUACUUGGGUUACUUGCAAAAGAAUUACUGAUGCUGAAUUCAUUUUUCUGUGGUCCCCCUUCUCCAGUCUUAGGGCAGUAUUGUGCAUUUCUGUAGUGUACACUAAGCUUUUAAUUGUAAUUGUGUUAUACACAGUGAUGCUUAUGUGUAGCUUGAUAAAAGGGAUGUUUAUAUACGUAUAUACAUUUUUUUAACUGAUAUUACUAGAGUGCUGAUCUGUCCAGGCUGGUCACUUACCUCGACUGUUGGUUUUAGACCCCACUGCAUUUGUAAGUACUGCAGGAAGAAUUAACUUUUUUCUUUUCCCUGGUCUUAUUGGGUUGUCAACUGUUUAGAAAUACAAAACAUAACUGAUUGAUGGCAGUCCAACUAAUCAGAUAGUGAAAAUGGAGGAUACUGGCUGCUUCUGCACUUAAGGUAUGAUUACUGUUAUGGUACUUAAGGUGACAUGCAAAGUACCUCCUUUUAAUUUACAAAAAUGGGUUUUAAAGGAUAUGCCUAUGAGGAUAUUGAUGAAAUAGGUUACUUUAGUCCUCUCAGUAAGGUACUGACUGGACAUACCCAUGUUGAGCUGUUGUACUUAAGUUCAAAAUCUUGCUAACUUUACUAUUUUGAGUUAAAAAAUUGAGGUAGGAAAAAACAAAGCUUCAGAGGUGGGAUCACAUUCAUUAGCACUUGAUUCCCUCUAUCUAACUGUAAUAGUUAAAACAUUGCCAGAAUGCAACUCUGGUGUGGAAAGUGAAUUAAGAAUUGUAAGAUGGGGCACUUGAGGCUGUGCAGUUCCUGCUCUUUGUAAAUUACUGGUGAGGUGCAUGUGUGCGCAACAGCUACAUGCUUAUUAGUUUCCACCCAAUUCAAUGAAAAUAUCUUUCCCUGUUUGAAAAGGUAUGAGUUUGAAUUUACAAUCUUUUGCAAGUUUGUAUAUUUUGGAGGCAGUACUUUUUUUAAACAGCAGUGUGAGAUGAGACCUAUAACUGUGUUGUCCACUGUCCCCAUAACUCAUGUGCACAUUGGUCUGUUGAAAGUAUAACUUUGCAUAAGUAACCCAUGUAAGAAACUGUACAUUUUUCAAAACUUGUAAAUAAAAGUGUAACCUUA